AUGAGUAGCUGGAGAAGACGGAGGCAGGUUUCUGUAUUCAGAGCGUCUGAAUUAAGGGAAGUAGUUGUGAUCACUCUGGCACCCAUAUUCAAGAAUGAUAUCCUGAAAAAAUUCAAUCCAAACCUCUUUGGCUUCUCCACUGGCAACACUAAGGAAACAGCUGGAUUCAAUGCAGCGGAGGGAGGCGCCAAAGCACUGCUCCCUGAAAUGAGGAGUGGGAGAGCAGGAAGAUCUAAAAUGCUUCUCUCCUCUCUCUAUAGCAAUAUGCCGUCCCAAGCACGUGAAUUGGUGGAGCUAAUGAGAAGCAGCUCGAAAAUUAACUUCAAGGAGGACUGGAAGCUGAUCACUGUCUUUGUUGGAGGCAACGACCUGUGUCAGUACUGCUUGGACAAGGAAACCUAUUCAGUACAAAAGUAUAUAAAGCACCUUCAGGACACACUGGAUAUUUUCUAUAAGGAGCUCCCAAGAGUCUUUGUCAACAUGGUGGAGAUACUAGAGAUUUCUGGACUACGUCAGAUAGCAGCAAGCUCUUCAAGGUGUGCCGUAUCAGAAAUGAUUGCUUGCCCAUGUUUCUUAAUCCCUGAGGAAAACUCUUAUGAACUACAAGAAAUGAAAAGAGUUAAUAGAGAUUUUCAGGUUGAAGCCUUACAGAUGGUCAACAGUGGUCGAUAUGAACAGCGUGAGGACUUCGCAGUUGUCAUGCAACCAUUUUUCCGAAACACUUUUCUGACCCUGGAUAGCAACGGAAAGCCAGAUCUGAGUUUCUUUUCUGCAGAUUGCUUUCAUUUCAGUGAAAGAGGCUAUGCUGAGAUGGCUAUGGCUCUCUGGAAUAAUAUGCUGGAGCCAGUUGGUGAGAAGCAGAGUUUCAACAACUUUACCCAUGACAGAUCAAAACUCAAGUGUCCAACCCCAGAGAAACCCUUUCUCUUCACACUAAGAAACAGCGGAUUCAGAAAUUCAGCUCCCAUCUUCCCGGAGAAAACCGAACCUUCAGUCCCCUACUGGGCUGUCAUUGUGGCAGCAGUAGCUGGAGUCCUGGCAGGUUCUUUAUUCAUCUGGGUUGUGUCAGUAACAAGAGCCAAGAAAUGCCAACGCGAGACGGACACAGCAAUGAAUUUGAAAGUAACAUCUCUGUAA
Struthio camelus australis is the source of this 1137-nucleotide messenger RNA. NCBI's taxonomy places the organism in Eukaryota, Metazoa, Chordata, Aves, Struthioniformes, Struthionidae. The record is from RefSeq and is a predicted model, not a curated record.